This is a messenger RNA of Arachis stenosperma, 1382 nucleotides long. RefSeq names its product probable long-chain-alcohol O-fatty-acyltransferase 5. Bases 113 to 1249 code for a protein of 378 amino acids. The record is from RefSeq and is a predicted model, not a curated record. The transcript has a single exon. Lineage: Eukaryota; Viridiplantae; Streptophyta; Magnoliopsida; Fabales; Fabaceae. Gene Ontology annotation, biological process: lipid metabolic process.
CACAUCCACUUGGUGGUUAUAGUUUCUCCAAUUGGAAGCAGGUACCAUUCAAUGGUUUCCCUCCUAAUAGGGGACUUCUCCAUUUUGGUCAAUUCCCACAUAUGGUAUUCACAUGCACAUAAUUUCAGACAUUAGGAACAUAUUACUCACUAUGCAAAAUAUGUUGGGCCCAAAAUGCAAGGAAUUGGAAGGAGAAAUCAAGAACUUAAUGAAGGUAUGGUUUUCAAUCAUAGCCUCACUAUGUUACUGUUAUUUCAUAUCAUCAAAUAUACCAAAAGGAAAGUUAAGGCUUCUCAGCCUCACACCAGUUUUGUGUCUCUUCACCUUCCUUCCACUUCAACUCUCCUAUGUCCUCCCAACAGGUAUCACUGCCUUCUUGAUUACAUGGCUCACAAGCUUCAAGCUCAUCCUUUUCACCUUUGACUUGGGCCCACUCUCUUCAAACCCACCAAAGUCUCUUCCUUUCUUCCUCUCCUUUGCUUGCCUACCCCUUAGAGGGAUCACCCAAAACCAAAAUCAACCAUACCCAUCUAACCAAACUCACCAUAAUCCCUCAAAAAACAAGGUAAGAAAGGAAAAGCUUCAUUUCAUUAUUUUCCCUAUCAAGGCCUUGCUUUUUGGGGUAUUAUUGAUGGGCCUUAAUGACCACAAACAAAAGAUUGAUCAUACAGUUAUUGUUGGUGUAUAUUGCAUCCUUGUUUAUCUAUUGGUAGAUAUUGUUGUGGGACUUUGCAACAUUGUGGCCAAUGCUGUACUUGGGAUUGAGCUAGAACUACACUCUAAUGAGCCUUACUUGUCCACUUCAUUGCAAGAAUUCUGGGGAAGGAGGUGGAACCUCAUUGUAACAAAUCUUCUUAGACACACCAUAUACAUUCCUGCGAGAACUGCACUGUCCAGGACGGUAUUGGGCCCCCAAUGGGCCUCAGUGCCCGGAGUCAUGGCGUCUUUCGUGGUAUCCGGCAUAAUGCACGAGCUGUUGUUCUAUUACGUCACACGUGCCGCUCCCACGUGGGAGGUCACGUGCUUCUUUGUCUUGCAUGGGGUGUGUGUGGUUGUGGAGUUGUGUGUGAUGAAGUGGUUGGGACACAAAGGGAUGCUACAUUGGGCUAUUUCAGGGCCCGUCACGGUGGUGUUUGUGGUGGCCACCGCCGCAUGGCUCUUCUUUCCGCCGCUGUUGCGUGUCGGGGCUGAUGAGAGAGCCUUGGAGGAGUUCAGGAAUUUAGUUGAUUGUAUAAAGGAAACAUUUUAAAAAAUGAUGUAAAAAAUUUCUGAAAUUUUUUUACCCUAAUUAUAUGUUCUGCUUAGUUAUUCAUUUUGUUUUCAAGUACAGAGAGGAGUAUAUGCCGAUUUUGUGAUAUACUUCCAAAUGUGAGAAAUGUGCA